This is a messenger RNA of Hordeum vulgare subsp. vulgare (domesticated barley), 2707 nucleotides long. Its product is annotated as anillin. The coding region runs from base 28 to 2358 and encodes 776 amino acids. The transcript has 2 exons. Lineage: Eukaryota; Viridiplantae; Streptophyta; Magnoliopsida; Poales; Poaceae. Gene Ontology annotation, biological process: regulation of transcription by RNA polymerase II. The record is from RefSeq and is a predicted model, not a curated record.
ACCGAUCCAAAUCUCGUCGCCCCGCCCAUGGAGAUCGCCGGGGACGCUGCCGCGAGCGGUGGCCGCAGCAUCCGCGACCUGCCGCCGCUGAAGCGGUUCAAGUUCGUCGGCUCCGACCUCGGGUCGGCGCCGUGCCUGCCGCUGCCGGCCAAGAAGCGCGCGCUCCCGCCGCUGCCGGAGGCGGCCCCUGCCCCUAUUUGCCUUCCGGCGAAGAAGCGCGCGUAUGCGCCACCGCUGGAUUCCAUCUCGCCGGCGUGUCUUCCGGCCAAGAAGCGCGUACACGUGCGCCCCACUCCGCUGGAGGAUAACGCUCCUCCUCCCUUCGCCCCGUCUAGGAAGCCUCCCCUCGUUCCGGUGAAGAAGCACGCCGGGGUGCCGCCGCUCCCGCAGCGCGUCGUCAACGCCACCCCAUCCGUCCCCGCCAAGAAGCGCGUCCAGGCGUCGCCCCCGGAGUACGCUGCUGCUCCUUCUCCCGUCCCGGUGAAGAGCCACGUCCAGAUGCCGCCGCGCCAGGGGAGCGUCGUCGCCGCCACUCUAUCCGUCCCGUCGAAGAAGGGCGUCCAGGCCCCGUCACCCCUGGAGCACGCCACUCCUCGCCCCACUGUUCCGGCCAAGAAGCGCGUCCAGGCGCCGUCGCCCCUGGGGAUCGCCGCCGCUCCUCUCUCCGUCCCAGCCAAGCAGCGCGUCCUGGUGCCGUCGUGCCCGGAGGGCGUCGCCGCCGCCCCCUCCGUCCAUGCCAACAAGCGCGUUCCGUGGCAGUCGCCCCCGGAGGACGCUUCUGCUCUGGCUCCGGUUUGCCUCCCGGCCAAUAAGCGGGUGAUGUCGCAGUUCAUCCCGCCCUCUCCAUCUCCAUCAUCCAUGAAGUCAGAUGGGGCUCGCGUUGGUGCUGUCAAAGAAGCCUGUGCUCAAGGCUUCGUUGAAAGCGGCGCCGCCACCUCCUCUCCUAGGGUGGUGAAUGGCGUUGAAGCGUCCAAGGUGACCAACAAGCCGAACGAAGUCAAGGAUCAAGUGUUCCAGAAAUCCCGCAGAACAAACACUGCAAAAAGAGCGAGUGAUCUGCACUGCAAGAAGCUCUCCAAUGUCAUCAAUGGCAUGCAAUCUGAAGUUCAGGUCGAAGAGCUCAAGAAAUUCGAGCAAGCGAGUGAUCUGCACUGCAAGAAGCUCUCUGAAGUCGUCGGUAGCAUGCAAUCUGAAGUUCAUGCCGAGGAGUCCAAGAAAUUCGAGCCAGCGUGUGAUCUGUACGGCAAGAAGGUCUCUGAUGCCGUCAAUGGCACACAAUCUGAAGUUCAGGCUGAAGAGCUCAUCUGCAAGAAGCUCUCCGAUGUUGUCAGUGGCAAACAAUCUGGAGCUCAAGCUGAAAUGCUCGAGAAAUUCGAGCAAACGCGUGAUCUGCACUGCAAUAAGCUCUUCGAUGUCGUCAAUGGCAAACAAUCUGAAGUUCAAGCCGAAGUGCUCAAAAAAUUAGAGCAAACGAGUGAUCUGCAUUGCAAGAAUCUCUCCAAUGUCGUCGACGGAAAACAAUCUGAAGCUCAAGCCGAAGUGCUCGAGAAAUUCGAGCAGACGACUGAUCUGCAUUGCAAGAAGCUCUCCAAUGUAGUCGAUGUCGAACAGUGUGAAGUUCAAGCCGAAGUGCUCAAGAAACCCGAGCACGGGAUUGAUCCUAAAAUGGCAGCACCGGCACGCGAAGAGGAGCAAAUUGAAGUGGGAGACGAAGAAGUGGCGGCCGAGCGAAAGCAAGAUGCUCUCGUGGAAGAAGACGACGGCAUCCUGUGCGCGGUGUGCCGAAGCACCGACGGCGACCCGUCGGACCCCAUCGUGUUCUGCGAUGGGUGCGACCUCAUGGUGCACGCCACGUGCUACGGCAACCCGCUGGCCCAGUCCAUCCCGGACGGCGACUGGUUCUGCUCGCUCUGCUCCGGCAAGCCCGCCGACGCCGCCGCGAAGAAGGGCGGCAAGCCGGCACGCCCACCCUGCCGCCUCUGCCCGGCGAGGGGCGGCGCCAUGAAGCGCACCACGGACGGUGCCUGGGCGCACAUCGCGUGCGCGCUGCUGGUGCCGGAGGUGUUUUUCCAGGACCCGGACGGGCGCGAGGCCAUCGACUGCUCCCUCGUGCCCGGCCGGCGGUUCAUCAGCCGCUGCUACAUCUGCGAGAGCAGCAGGGGCUGCGCGCUCGAGUGCUCCCAGCCCAAGUGCGACCUCGGGUUCCACGUCUCCUGCGGCCUCAACGGCGGCCUCUGCAUCGAGUACCGAGAGGAAAAGGGCGGCGGCGUCGUCGCCGGCUUCUGCAGAGAGCACACCAAGCUCUGGGAGAAGCAACAACUGACCGGCAAGUACAAGAUUGUUUCUAGAGGUCAGUAAUGACAUGGAAGAGAAGAAUCUGGCGAUCAAUUGCUAUGGAGUGGUGAAGAAUUGCAUCUCAUAAUUGUCUAGGAUUGUGUGAUUGUUCUAGUAUUUUUGUUUUUCUCCUUUUGUGUGCCUUAUGCGAUGUAGUAGAAGAUUAGAAGUGUGUCAUGGCAUGUAGUUAUUUUCGAGUUUUAUUGGCGUAGUUUUUAUGGGGUAGAAAGCAUGGAAGUUGUUCAGCUUCAGCUCAUUUCUGAUUUCAGGAAGAUGAGUUGUUCCUACCUCUGAUAUCCUUCUUAAUAAGCAGGGCUUGAAGUCUAGGUUGUAAUCUAAUGUCAGCAUUGAAAUAAGAACAUGGUUUUUUCCA